Messenger RNA from Perkinsus marinus ATCC 50983, 1718 nucleotides. RefSeq lists its product as hypothetical. Gene Ontology annotation, biological process: triglyceride biosynthetic process. The record is from RefSeq and is a predicted model, not a curated record. Gene Ontology annotation, cellular component: plasma membrane. Bases 25 to 1512 code for a protein of 495 amino acids. The transcript has 9 exons. NCBI's taxonomy places the organism in Eukaryota, Perkinsozoa, Perkinsida, Perkinsidae. Gene Ontology annotation, molecular function: diacylglycerol O-acyltransferase activity; long-chain-alcohol O-fatty-acyltransferase activity.
AGUUCUUAUUUGACCUCAAUUGUCAUGCUUUCUUGCGACUAUACCUACCUUGUGGUGGUCACCAUACUGACUCUAGUCGUGGCAGUGUUGGGGAAUAUCCUAUUCCAUUGGGCUAUGCGCUUCAGAACAGGUUCAGGCCCGCGGCCGAUGACUUGGAUGGAGGAACACAUGUUGCUGAGUGACUGUUUCCCCAAGGAGUGUAACCUACCCUCUACCUGCAAUGUUAUUAAUUGUGCAAUGCUGUUCAAAGACUCGAUGCCUAGUAGAAAGCAGGUCGAAGAAGUUGUCAAGGAGAAGUUACUAUUCUUCGUCCGUUUUUCAAGCAUCCCUGACGUGGAGACCCAUGGAUGGAAGGUCGUAGAUAAUAUUGAUCUGUCGGAGCAUAUCCUCGCAAGCGAUGUAAUCGAAGACCGCAAAGCAUUGGAUGAUAAGAUUCAGGAGAUUAUCAACCAGCCAUUACCAACUGAUAAGCCAUUGUGGAGAAUUUAUAUGCUGCCCGCUGCCAAAGGAGCUGUGGAUGUGAAGGAUUGCAUGCUUUUCCGAUGCCAUCACACCAUAGGGGAUGGCUUCAGUCUCGUACAAGUGUUGGAGAAGACCGCAACGAAUCUUGACGGAAGUCCUAUCACUUUCACUAAUCCUAAGGAUAAGAAACCCAAAAGGAUGAAUCCGCUGGCUAAGCCCGUAUUUGCACUGCUAUAUGCAUUGGAAUGGUUACGAUCAGCCUUGAGCUUUGUUUUGCAAAAUGGCAAAUGUUAUGAGACCGAGUACGGAUUCAAUUCCUCUCUUGCUCAUCGUAAGGGUGAUCUCCAGUACAGCGGUCUUCGGAAGUCUAUUUGCUUCCAACCAUUCUCCCUGGAUUAUGUCAAGGCUGUGAAGAACAAGUCGCCUAGAAAGGCUACAGUUAAUGAUGUGUUGUUGGGUGCGAUGGUCGGUGCCAUGAGGCGGUAUGGAGGCGAAGCUGUGGAUAGUAAGACCAUCAUGAGGAUGUUGAUACCAAUGGGAACCCCACUUCAAUUUGGUGCCACCACUCCGCCUCAAGGCGAUAGACUGGGCAAUAGUUGGUCAUUUUGCAGUGUUGAUCUAAGCAAGGCCAUCAGAUCUAAGGAUUCCAUCUCGCGGCUUCUAGCUACUGGAUCGAGUAUGAAUCGUAUCAAGCGGUCUCUCAUAUCGCCGGCUUCACUGUUCAUCACCAACACAGUGAUGCCUCUCGUACCCUCUGCUUUCGCCAAGAAGUCGAGUAGGGAUCUCUUCGCUCGGAAUUCCGUUGUAUUCUCCAAUGUCCCUGGAGCCCAACAGCCUUGCUGUUUCGCUGGGAAGGAGAUUGAGUUCAUCUAUCCUAUAUUCCUCAACAUCAUAGAUCAGGUGAUCGUAUUGUCCUAUAAUGGAAAGUUGAUGUUAAACAUGGUUGUUGAUCCUAGUAUCGUGAAAGAUUACGACAAGCUUGAGAGCUACUACCGAAACGAGCUAUUGGACAUGGGAAAACGUCUCGGUGUACACGACGUGGAGCUCUAGAUUCUUCAAGUUCCUCAAGUUGGUGCUGCCUAAUUGCUAGCAUCACAGAUUUGUAUGUGUUUACGAAUACUGGGGCCGUCAGGGAGAUUGCUCAUCAAUUCGUCCGGAUAUUGAUGUGAAUUCCCUUGAACGUGCUCCUUUCUCGUUAUAUCAUAUAUUCAUCUUAUGUGUAAUACAGUCCAAGACAGUCGAUAUCUGUAUCUAAA